This is a messenger RNA of Carya illinoinensis, 2079 nucleotides long. RefSeq names its product protein REVEILLE 7-like. Lineage: Eukaryota; Viridiplantae; Streptophyta; Magnoliopsida; Fagales; Juglandaceae. The coding region runs from base 1473 to 1973 and encodes 166 amino acids. The transcript is spliced from 3 exons. The record is from RefSeq and is a predicted model, not a curated record. Gene Ontology annotation, molecular function: DNA binding.
AGAGCAAUACUACAUACAGUCAUUUUUGCGUACUUUCUGCACACUCCAUUGAUAUGAUUGGUUAGAUUAAUUUUUUUUUAAUAUCCAACCAAUCAUAUCAUUGGAGUGCAUAAAAGAGUGCACAAAAAUGACUGCACAUAGAAUUUUUGUAACUUAAAUUAAAGGAAAACUCUUGGUAUAAGCGGUUUCAGUGCACCGAUGCGCACCGAUAUCCUACGCAGCUGUUUAUUUAAACGAUGCGUUGGGAGUAAAAAGGGAGCGGGAAUAAAUUUUGUUUGGAAGUGAGAUUUGGUAAUGAAUUUCGCUCGCUUCCCCCCCCUCUCUCUCUCCAUUCUCUUCUCUUCUCCUCCCCAUUCCCGUUCUUUGUCAAACACUUCUCCCCUCCCUUCUGAUGUCUAUCACUAGUCACUAUCACCGCGGAGUGUCUCUUCUCAAGUUUAUUAUAUUUGGGUUCCGAACCCUAACCCAAAAGAGGAGCGUUGCUAUUGCUUCUUCUCCGUGAUUUAUCGUAAUUAUAGGUUUUCUCUCUCUCUCUCUCUCUCUCUCUCUCUCUCUCUCUCUCUCUCUCUCUCCAUUGCUUCGUACUUCUUCUUCUUGGGUAACGGAGUUAAUCCUUUGCAAUUAAUCCGUUUCGCUGGGUAACGGAGUGUGGAAUCUGAAGUCUUUGGUCCCAAUCUAAUUUUUCGUUUGGAAUCAGCACCUGAAUGUGAAUUUCUGAUUUAAUUUUUUCUUCUUUUUGAAUCUCUAUAUCGCUAAAGUUUUAAUGAAGAUUGAGGAACAGUGGAGUAUGUAUUGUUUUUAAUCUGUGUUUAAUUAUGGGAAGCUUGUUUUACAGCUAUAUGGACUUGAAUCUGAUUCUUUUCAAAGGGGAAUAUUUUUCUAUUACUAAUUAUCAUGAAUUUCCGAGGUUCAUAUUGGUAUCUAAAUGCUUGUACGCAUAGAAAUGAGAAGGAUAUGUUACUGAUUAUGAAGUCAUAUUGACUUGUAAAAAUUAACACUUUUUCCUGUCACAAAAGAUAUGGAAUGGGUGGAUUUGGUUGAAAAAGUAAAAAAUGACAGUCUUUUGCUUUGGAAUUUACUUGUAGAGAGUGGUAUCUAUGAGAAAGGAUUGGGAGUUUUCGAUUCAUAAGUAGCAUACACUCAGGUUUUAUGCUUAUUGGCAUAACAUAUUUUUGCUAAGUGGUCUGGUUGUGCAAACUGAGCACUAGAUAUGCAAUCAUUGUUGUCAAGCAUCGUUCACAGCAAUGCACUUCUGUUUAAAAUGGAACAUGCACUUGCUGGGUCCAAUUAAUUGGUUCGUUCAUAUUAGUUUCAUUCUCUUCAAUUAGGUAUUAUUAAUCACACUUGUGGGGAUGUGUGUAUGUGAACUUGCAUUUGGUGGAAUUUUCCUUUUGGGAUAGAGAAGUCUACUGACUACAUUAAAAAAACCAGGAAAAUGUUUAUUUUUCUCUUCUUCUUUUUUUCCUAUUAACAUGCAACUUGAAGCUACUAAGUGUUUUAGUGGAAUUUCCCUUUGUUUUUUCAUGUUGGAGCAGGUAAGGAAGCCCUACACCAUUGUAAAACAAAAAGAAAAAUGGACAAAGGAAGAGCACCAGAAGUUUAUUGAAGCCUUAAGGCUUUUUGGUCGUGGUUGGCGUCAAAUCAAAGCACAUGUAGGCACCAAAAUUGCAGUUCAGAUUCGAAGUCAUGCUAAAAAAUUCUUCUCUAAGGUGGUCCGGGCAUCCAACAGCAACAUUGAAAACUCCAUUGAACCAGUUGAGAUACCUCCUCCAUGGCCAAAGAAGAAACGCUCGCAUCCUUAUGAUUUUAAUUCGUUUGAUUCUCCUAAUGGAAUAUCAUUAACAAAUCAAACUGAAAGGUCUCCAUUGCCAAAUUUAUUGGUGGCCAAGGAAGGCACCAAAUCAACUUGUAGUUGUGAUGACAAAGUUGUGUAUUUUGUUGUAAUGGACGUAGCCAGUUGUAUUUUGAUUUAAUGGACAUAGUCAUGUGUAUUUUGUUGUAAUGGACAUAGCCAUGUAUAUUUUGAUUUAAUGAACGUGGUCAUAUGUAUUUUUUUGUAAUGGACGUAGUCAUGUGUAU